AAAAUAUUUGGUUCCCGUUGAUGAACACUUUUAUAAUGAGUCGUUGAUCGUAUGAAAUUACUUUUGCUAUAAUGGUACGUGAAAUAAUAUUACAAUCCGUUUAUUUCUUGGCCUUUUUUUAUCAGCUAAAUUGUCAAUCGUCACUAACCAGGCAACAAGAACGAAAUGCUUAUUUCUUAAACUUGAUAAAUGAUAUACCUGGACCAGAAUAUUUAUUACUUACAGAUUAUGAGCUUCAAGAUGUUCUUAAAAUUAAUGAAAUGAAUGAAACAUUUUUGAUAUGUAAUAACACGAACAUUAAAUAUAAAAUGUGGAAAUUAAGAUGUAAGUACACAGAACUUUCACUUUAUAUAAUGUACCACAUGAAAUUUGUCAUCAUAAAUAGAAAUGUGAUUAACUCUAAAGAGCUAAAGAAAUUCAAGGAUAUUUUGCAUCGAAUGAUAUCGAUAUUCUAUUAUACAUUUAGCCAUAUUAAAGAAGGUAUUUGGUUAACAUCAAUUACAAUAAAUGCAUUGAUUGACCGAAAAAUAUCACCCCAAGAAAUCAAAUUCGAUUAUAUUACAUUUAAAAUUACUGAAAUUUGUAGAAUUUGCUUUAAAUAUAAUAAUCUACCAUAUUUGCCUGAACUAUAUAAGAAUAAUUCGUAUCUUAGUACGAUAUACGAAAUAUCAAAACAAUUAAAACUGUACUCUGGAUAUUACCCAAAUACGUUUAACGAAAUUUAUCAGUAUGAAGAUGUAUCACAUAUUUAUAGUUUUUUUUGGGAUAACAUUCAACGUUUUGAGAUAUUCAUUCCUCCAACUACAAUGUUUCCAACCUACGAUAAAACUCAUAUAAAAAAGAUUUACGAUAGAGUGCGCAAUAGCUGGAAAAAUGAUUAUUUUGAAUUGUUGUUUUAUACUAAAGCUAUAAAGAAAAAUUUGUUAUUGGUAACUUAUUAUUCUUUGGUUCGGCACAGUAUUUAUCUUAUUGAUUGCUUUAUAAAAGAUAUUAACAGUAUAAAUUCUAAUAGUGAAUAUUUUUUUAAAUUGUUUAAAAUUCCAUUAAACAUAAUAAAUGAAAUAGGUGUAUUUACAGAUGAAACAUUUUAUUCACCAUUCCAAAAUUUUUUAAAUUAUAUGAAAAACGAUAGAAUAAUCAACUUGGAUAAUUUAAUAAAGUAUACCAGUAAAGUCCUAGACUGUUUAAAUACACUAGCAAUAAAUUUUAAUAUUCCAACAUUUGAUUUUAAUAGCUUUAGAAAUGAUGCAUCAAUAGUAAACCCAUUUAAUCAUUCAAUUGCAGAAAAUCAAUUGAACUUAUUUACUAUUGAAUUGCAGAAGUAUUUUGAAUGUGUAAAAAUUAGUAUGGCACCCGUUGAUUUUACUAUUUUAAAAAUAUUCAUGUUAAAUGUUAACAUUGAAAGAUAAACUAAAUUUACCUAUUACUUUAAAUAUAAGAAGUUGUAAAUUUAAUUUGUAUUUUCUUGUAAUUCUCCUAUUUAUGCAAUAAACUUAGAUUGAAACCAAAAAUAUAAUGUAAAAUUCAUAAUGAAAAAAAAAAUAUACAAAA
Messenger RNA from Daktulosphaira vitifoliae (grape phylloxera), 1551 nucleotides. RefSeq lists its product as uncharacterized. The record is from RefSeq and is a predicted model, not a curated record. The transcript is spliced from 3 exons. NCBI's taxonomy places the organism in Eukaryota, Metazoa, Arthropoda, Insecta, Hemiptera, Phylloxeridae. Bases 72 to 1409 code for a protein of 445 amino acids.